GUAUGUCGCCAGUCGGUCGUUUAGACGUCACCGUCGUUUCUGCUGCAGCAGCAGCAGCAGCAGGAGAGAGAGCGAGCGGGAGGUAGAAGCUCUCUCCUUGAUUCUUCACGUAGACGAUUUUCUUGGCAGCCAUUUCAAAUAACCAAUCCCUCCUAAAAAGUACGACUGUACGAGUUAGAACUUAAAGAAAGGAAAACUGCGGCGAGCUCUUCGUUUCUCAAGCCCUAUUUUUUCGAAAUAAGCUCUGGAUUUUUGGAAUCGCUUACUUGAUUAGAACCUUAGAGUUGGAUGAUGGUGGGAACUCUUGCGGGCUUGCAGGAUCAUCUGAAAUUGGCGAAGGAAUACGCCCUUGAAGGCCUCUAUGAUGCAGCGAUUAUCUUCUUUGAUGGCGCCAUUGCUCAUCUCAACAAGCACCUAAGCACUCUUGAUGACCCUUUACUCCGUGCCAAAUGGAUGAACGUAAAGAAAAAUCUUUCCGAGGAAAUAGAUAUUGUAAAACGGUUGGAUGCAGAGAGAAGGGCCUUCAAGGAGGUUCCUGGGACCAUACGCUCUUCGCCACCUCCAAUACAUGCUAAAUCGUCAUUUGUGUUCCAACCACUAGAUGAGUACCCCACUUCCUCAGGUGCCCCAUUGGAUGAUCCUGAUGUUUGGAGACCACCAAGCCGAGACUCAGGAAGCAGAAGGCCUACAAGGUCUGGCCAAGUGGGUUCGAGGAAGUCAGCACAAGAUGCCACUUGGGCUCGUGGUUCAACAAGGGCAGGAACGACUAGUCGUGGAGCAAAGGCUAAUGCUUCAAGUAAAUCCGGAGUCCGAGCAUCGACUGCUUAUGGACUUUCUGGGAAAAAAGGCAGUUCUUCAGGCAAAUCCAACUCUAGCAAGGCAGAUUCAGUGAAUGGUGAUGCAGAAGAUGGAAAGCCAAGAAGAGGACAGUAUGAGGGACCUGAUCCUGACUUAGCUGCAAUGCUUGAAAGAGAUGUCUUGGAGAAUACUCCUGGAGUAAGAUGGGAUGAUGUUGCGGGGUUGAGUGAAGCCAAAAGACUUUUGGAGGAAGCUGUUGUCCUUCCUAUAUGGAUGCCUGAAUACUUCCAGGGCAUUAGGAGACCAUGGAAGGGUGUUCUUAUGUUUGGCCCACCUGGCACAGGGAAGACACUUUUGGCAAAGGCAGUUGCUACCGAGUGUGGAACAACAUUUUUCAAUGUCUCUUCUGCCACCUUAGCCUCCAAAUGGCGUGGUGAGAGUGAGCGUAUGGUUCGGUGCUUGUUUGAUCUUGCAAGGGCUUAUGCACCAAGUACAAUUUUCAUUGAUGAGAUUGAUUCUCUUUGCAAUGCUAGAGGGGUUUCAGGAGAGCAUGAGUCAUCUAGAAGGGUGAAGUCUGAACUUCUAGUACAGGUCGAUGGUGUUAACAACAGCUCCACUGGUGAAGAUGGUAGUCGCAAAAUAGUGAUGGUCCUGGCAGCUACCAAUUUUCCUUGGGAUAUAGAUGAGGCACUUAGGAGAAGGCUGGAAAAGAGAAUAUAUAUUCCUCUUCCAAAUUUCGAGAGUCGUAAGGAGCUCAUACGGAUCAACCUAAGAACUGUUGAGGUGGCUCCAGAUGUAAACAUUGAUGAAGUGGCACGUCGAACAGAAGGAUAUAGUGGAGAUGAUCUCACAAAUGUUUGCCGAGAUGCUUCCCUAAAUGGAAUGAGGCGCAAGAUUGCAGGCAAGACACGGGAUGAGAUCAAGAACAUGUCCAAGGACGAGAUCUCAAAGGACCCAGUUGCUAUGUGUGACUUUGUAGAAGCUCUAACUAAAGUUCAGCCGAGUGUAUCAGCAGCUGACAUUGAAAAACAUGAGAAAUGGUUUGCUGAGUUCGGAUCAGCAUAAAAACCAAGAUACGCCAGAUUUGGCUGUUUGCUUCUCUGUUUUUCUUGAUUCUUCCAGCUUCGGUGUUGAUACUCAGAAUGAAAAUGGGAAUGUAUAAAUGUUGUGUAUUUGCAAGUUACUGCCUUUUGUUUUUAUGAAAAGAAACAGAGAAAGAAAAAAAAGGAAUUUGUUUUUAUGAAAAGAAACAGAGAAGAAAGAAAAGAAUUAUGUAUUCUAUGGGGUCAUCCCAGGCUCAGAGAAUAAGGUCAUUUAGUAAAAUAGCAUAGCAUGGUAUUACUAA
This is a messenger RNA of Nelumbo nucifera (sacred lotus), 2143 nucleotides long. Its product is annotated as katanin p60 ATPase-containing subunit A1-like. Gene Ontology annotation, biological process: microtubule severing. The record is from RefSeq and is a predicted model, not a curated record. Gene Ontology annotation, molecular function: microtubule severing ATPase activity; ATP hydrolysis activity; ATP binding. Gene Ontology annotation, cellular component: microtubule cytoskeleton. NCBI's taxonomy places the organism in Eukaryota, Viridiplantae, Streptophyta, Magnoliopsida, Proteales, Nelumbonaceae.